Molecule: messenger RNA, 1310 nt
Organism: Alosa alosa (allis shad)
Lineage: Eukaryota; Metazoa; Chordata; Actinopteri; Clupeiformes; Clupeidae
Gene: med9
Product: mediator complex subunit 9
Exons: 2
Coding region: 18-308 (96 amino acids)
Biological process (GO): regulation of transcription by RNA polymerase II
Cellular component (GO): mediator complex
Molecular function (GO): transcription coregulator activity
Source: RefSeq, a predicted model, not a curated record
UACCACCGCUGAUCAGGAUGGCGACGAUUCCGCUUCAGCAGGAGACGGAGGAUUACUCUUUUUUGCCUCUUAUUCACGAUAUUUUAAAAUGCAUGGACAAAGAUAGCGCAGACGUCCAGCAGGAACUCAAUAAACUAAAGACGAAGAUCCAAGAGGCGAGGGAACAGAUUCUGGCCAUGCCAGGUAUCGAGACGAACGUGGAGCAGCAGCAGGAACAGCUACGGACACUACAAGAACAAGUGCGCACGAAAAACCAGCUGUUGCACAAGUACAAAGGCCUGUGCAUGUUUGACAUCCCGAAAGUCUAAAAAGGGCAGGCUGGCAACCAAAAUGCAGUAUAAGCACGGGGUGAACAGUGGCAGCUGUUUAUGGAAAUGUUAUUGUUUGAGUUGCUUAUGUUGUUGCACUCGGCUUGAUUAACACUGGAGUUGUGCUGGAUAAACUGUGAUGGACACGGAUAGGCCAAUAUGAUGGGAAUAUGUCGGCAGUUUUAUUAAUCUGCCGCACAUGCAAAAGUAUUUAGUGAGCAAACACUGUUAGGCCGACUGAUCAGUAUAGUCGUGUGCACUCGCCCCGUUUUGAUUAUUUAUGAGAUUGCAGAAAUAAACAUAUAUGCUACACUCGCUUCCUUCUUUUUACCUUUGCGGAUUUCGUUUUUUUUUUAAAAAAAUGAGGACUUCAUGCUACGUGGUAGGGUUGUGUUUGCACUGUGCAACAUGUUAUUAUGCAACUCAUCAAAGAGGGACUUUCUCUUAGAGAAGAGGUCACAGGGGCAUGUGAUUUUUCUGCAAGCCACCAUGGAGAUGACGCUGGUGCAGUCAUGUGGAUAUUUCUAUCUAAGCUUACAGUAUUUCCAGCUGGUUAACAUCUCGUAUAUGUCUAAUUGCGUUUCACAAAAGGCAUGGCAACUCACCCUGGGGUCUCAAGCUUGCAACAGACAGCUUGUAUGUUUUGGUCUUCAACGUUAAAACUAUUCUACUGGCCCUGUGUCUAGAGGUGGGGGUCAUAGCCACUGCACAGUGGAAUGCAAUAACAGACAUAAAAAGCUGCAGUUCCAUUAAGAGUUUGAAAUCUCAGCUGAACAUUUUUCUGAAGACCACUCAAAUCUGCAACUACUGACACUGACAUGGUGUGUUUUGUGUGUGUGUGUAGUGGAUGGGUGUUUGUUGUAUGUUUUUUAUUGUGCCCCACAGGGGGACUGCAGAUGUAAAUUAGUCUGUGGCUAACUCUGGUACAAUGCUUAAAAUGGGAACAUUUAUGUUUUAAAUUGUACAUGGUACCUAUAAAUAAAACAAAUAAUAAUAAUAAAA